Stereum hirsutum FP-91666 SS1 is the source of this 2721-nucleotide messenger RNA. RefSeq lists its product as uncharacterized. The record is from RefSeq and is a predicted model, not a curated record. Lineage: Eukaryota; Fungi; Basidiomycota; Agaricomycetes; Russulales; Stereaceae. The transcript has 17 exons. The coding region runs from base 1 to 2721 and encodes 906 amino acids.
AUGCCUAUAGCUGCCUUCACGUUCGGCUCUUUUGGUGAUAUCCUUGCGCUCGUCGACCUCGCAAUUCAAGUUCACGCCGCUCUCAGUUCUAGCGCCGGUGCCUCGGAGGACUAUCAAGCGCUCGUCUCCGAGCUUCACUCGUUCUCCCAGCUCCUGCAGAAUGUGCAGACUAUUCAUACACUGACACUCCACGGCCUUAAUAGAGACCCACCAACUGUCUCCUUGCAGAAUGCCAUCCGAUUCGCUUUAGAACGCUCAAAGGUACUACUGGACACGAUUUGUGCAAAGAUCGCGGGAUAUCAGAAGAGUCUGAGGCGAGGCGGGUCAGGAAAUAUGAUGAAGGAUUCAUGGCGAAAGAUUGGAUGGGCUAUAUUUAAGAAGGAUGAGAUUCAGGAGAUGAGGAGGCAACUGGGUGGUUGCACACAGAGCAUAACGGCGCAUCUGUCGGUAUCGCAGUCAUACACUCUCGCUGGACUCGAGCAGAUUUCCCGUGAAAAUGGAGUCACGUUGGCGAAACUUCUUCUUCGUAUGGAGUCGCUGCCCAAAGUCCUUGGAUAUCCAUGGGAAGGCGGGACUAAUGGUGACAACCGAGCCAUCAUAUUAUUUGACAUGCUCGGCCAGAAUGUUACCAUCCCAUACCAAUUCUGUAUAACGCAGGAGGAUUUCGAUGGCCUUCUGAAACUUUACUUCAGACAUCAGGUUGGAAGGGCAUUCGUCGACCGAGGAGACUACGACCUUACAAGUACUGGCACCGAAUCCUUCGUAACCCCGAUCGACUCGAAACAAUGGAACGUAAGUGUGAAGCCGGGGCGUUCGUUGUAUAUGAACGCUAUCCUCCGCCGUUCACUGAAGAAUAAUGGCCCUCGAAAAUGUCCUAGCUGUCAACAGAGUGUACACAGCGCGGCCAUAGUCGAACCAGACAUCAGUGUCCAGUGUACUCGAUGUCACACCUGGUUUACAGUCACUGAAAGCCAAUCUAAAGAGGCUCCACAUCAUACGAGAACAGAAUUUCCGGGAUCUUUUGGGGAAAUCCCUCAUCAUUCACCCACACGAUCAUUGGGCUCCCCGAACACCGCAAGAGAGUGUGAUAGAGACCUAUCUUUCCUCCGACGAGUUCGAAUCCUAGAGCCGCCUCCCACUCGGCCCGCUUCCAACCAUGGUACUAUUGAUGCCACGCAGUCUGAAGGGGCUAUCGCUUGCCUUUGCGGUGAUACCAAUCGAGUUGGGCUUACGAUAGAAUGCGCGACCUGCCCACGAUGGUAUCACGCCGCUUGUAUCGAUGUACAGAUCAACGUCCAAACGACCCUCAAUACUGCCAGUUGGCGUUGUUGGGUUUGCGCAACCGGAACCCGAAUGGACGUGUUGUGGUCUGCUCGUACCACAGGCGAGGAAAGCGACGACGACAAUGCUUCGAAGAAUUCGACGAAAGAAGUGACAGUCGACGUUGCAGGCGGUACUCUGCUGAUAGAUUUAUCGCACGAAAACGAAAUACAGCCAGGACAAUUCGCUUAUACGACGUCGACCUCUCACGAUGGUAAAACCGUCUAUCAUCGAUUCAAAGCCGUGCCAGCCUCCUAUCAGACUCCGAAUGGUAUGAUCGUGCAUGGUAUACAGUGGAUACCUAUUGAAGUGACUAGCAUGGUACCCCUGGGUAUUUUAGACGCUAAUAGUGGUGAGGUUACGAGGAUUUUUGAAACUUCGAUUAGGAAGCACACUUUAGACACAGGGCAAGCCGACAGGGUGGCGAGGACUCUCGAGAAGUACAAUCCGUCAAAGUCUCUGAGCCGGCUUGCCCUUAAAGUCAUGCCAUGGCUGAGGCCGUUCGUUGGACUCGCGGACUGGCCGCCUCAGACGUACGACGCUCAUCACGAGCUGUCUACUCCUGAGGAUGGUGUAAUCGAUAGGAGGCCUGGUAUGGCUGAUGCGCACGGCGUCCUCAUUGAUGGACCCUGUGAGGGUGGGUAUGUCAGUAUCGAUUUCCACACGAUGCUUAUGACUCCCACACAAGCAGCUCCAGGCUUUUACAAAACCGUCGUCGACUUUGGACGUUCAAACCGCGGCAAGACGUGGAAUCUGUUGACCGCCAUCCGCAAGUCUGCGACGCCCACACACGAUAUCCGUCCCGGGAUCCUCAUACUCGCUAGGAAAGACUACCGGUUCUCGAUUCCAGAGGGCUACCAUCCCCAAAAUCGUGCUUGGGCAGAUGGCUGCGAAUCGUCCCUCCUGGUUAAGAUCAAGGACUAUGAGAUCCCAGACAACGGAAAGCUGGAGUUUCGGGAUGCGUUUCAAGAUUCUCAGACUUCCCGAAGCAGGCCUAGCCGCAGCUUUGAAAUCUUGACAUGCAAUGGCGAUGGCAUCUACCCCGUCCAAAUCAUCAAAAACGACAAGGGAAAGAUCACUUGCGUCAAAGUUCGCUUCCACUCUCGAGACAUGCAGCUCCCUCCCGAACCCGAGUUCCAAUCUGACCAAACGACAAACGAUACUUGGGACGACACGUUCUUCGCGCUCGCGAAGAAAGUCGUGGCACUGGAUGCUGUAGCUCGUGCUCUUGGGGUUCGAGCGAGCGUUUCUGCAACUAAUAUUGGGAGUGGAGGACUUGGGCGAAGGACCGCGAGCUUGCUAGGCGGUGGUCGUGACGGGGCAAGAGCGACUGGAGUUCCCAUAGACGGGAUCACUCCAGAGAUGCUGAGGGCAUUUCAAGCUCUGGGAGGGUUGAAUUGA